AUGCAUACUUCUACAUUAGCAGCUGUCGCUGCACUUUGCGCCUCAAGCCUCGUUGACGCUGCACCCCCUCUGCCACCACCGCCUCCAGCACGACCUGCGACUCCACCACCGCCCGCUCCAUACCCGUCUGGCUCGACACUUCCGGUCUCAAGCCAAUCGAUAUGCAGCGGGACCAAUUACAUUAAACGUGGCCUUGUAGCAUUUGGCACGGUAGCAUGGAAUGCUCGUGGCAAGUUCGGCGAUACGCUUGGUGGUUUUGGCUCGGCCAUCAGCCCUGAUCUGUCCAGAUUCAGCAAGUCUAGCAAUGGCUCUGUGUCUGGGACUCUGUACGCCAGCCCAGAUCGUGGUUGGAACACACAAGGCUCCAUCGACUAUCAGGGCAGAGUCCAUCAAUUCCAGCUUACGUUCAGCCCAACUUUUGGUAGCGUCAACAAUGGCAGCAAGAAUCUUGCUUUGUCGUACCAAGACUCCACUCUGUUGUCCAAAGGCGGUGUGCCCACCACUGGCCUGGACGCCGACUAUGUGAUCGCAUCUGCAGGUGGCUAUCCAGAUCUUCCAGCAGGCAAGCGUGCGAGUGGCCAGCUUGCCCCAGCCCUUGAUAUCGAGGGUCUUGUCAGGCUCCGUGAUGGCUCAUACUGGAUGUCCGAUGAGUGUGGCCCCUACAUCUACCAUUUUACAAAGGACGGCCAGAUGACAUCGGCCAUUCGACCACCGAUCUCCUUCAUCCCAUUCGUGGAUGGCGUGGAGAUCUUCACUUCUGGCAAUCCUCCCGUCGGGUCAGGUCUUGACGAGGCGAACGAUCCAGAUGCUGGCAGAGUAAACAAUCACGGUUUCGAGGGACUUGCCAUAUCUCCUGAUGAGCGAAUCCUCACAGCUCAAAUCCAGGCUGCGUUAGUCCAAGAUGGUGGCACACACAACACUCGUGCCAAUAUUACAAGGCAGGUGGUCUACGACGUCUCUGACCAGAGAAACCCGCGCCUAAUUCACGAGUGGGUGGUCGAGCAGCCGGCCGUCAACGACCCUACUGAGACCAAGAACCCGCGCUCUCUCGAUGUCAGCGACACACACUACCUAUCCCAGAACCAGUACUUUGUGCUUGCGCGAGAUGGCGGACACGGUCGUGGUAGCCGCUCAGACACCCCUUCCACAUACCGCCACAUCGAUAUUGUAUCGACUCAAGGCGCCAGCGACAUCGCCUCGGAGGAAGGCCUCGCUGCCAUCGCCCUCGCGCCUAAUGACUAUUUACUCCCUCACGUCAAGACCACGCAAUACUGCUCAUUCCUUGAUAUCAACGACAAUACUGAUCUCGCUCGAUUCGGUCUGCAGAAUGGCCCUCCUUACGCCACCGAGCUGAACGAGAAGUGGGAGUCCAUUGCGAUUGUACCAGUGCCUGCGGGUGUCACCGGAGCUGGUGAUCACGAGUUCUACAUCAUCAGCGUCAGCGAUAAUGAUUUCAUCACGCAAGACGGCUAUUACAACUUCGGCCAGACAAAGUAUAGCGAUAAGAGCGGUCUGAAUGUUGAUACGCAGAUCCUUGUGUGGCAGGCGCAUCUGCCCAAUUAUGAGUCUGCUCACCCUGGACCAAAGUAG
Molecule: messenger RNA, 1590 nt
Organism: Recurvomyces mirabilis
Lineage: Eukaryota; Fungi; Ascomycota; Dothideomycetes; Mycosphaerellales; Teratosphaeriaceae
Exons: 2
Coding region: 1-1590 (529 amino acids)
Source: RefSeq, a predicted model, not a curated record